CAAUGCAUUUGGGCUGAACAAUAAAUACAAUGCAUGCAUGCUUCCUCCAAACUGCUGCACAGUAGUAAUUUCUCCCAACAAACCUGCUCCGAAAUCAAGGCGGAGUUAGUGAAUCUGACAUUCCUCAAAACGAAUCACAGCGGGCAGUAAAACACUGUUCUAGCCAAUAAGAGAAUCCAAUAGGCGGGAUGUUCAGCUGUGCGAUCAAUGGGUGACGAAAGCGCUUUCAAUUUAAAGAAACUGCAGAAACGAAAUAAUAAUAUUAAGGAUUGAUUCAUGAAUUUGAUCGCGGUUUAACAAUGCCCGUUUCCCAUUGCAUGCCAGUUUUCAACAAAUCAAAAGGAGCAUUUUCUCAAGAGGUCCAGUCGGAUAGGAAAAACGGAGAUGGUUCGGAAGAGGAUUUUUCAAGCUACCAGCAUCAGGGAUUUCAUCCCAAAGACUCAUCAGAAUCUGAAGAAGAGGUGUCCGUUUCCAGGGUGAACCAAAUCGACGGAGGUGGGCUGCUGGAAUUUCUUCACCAGGAGGAUGGCAGUGCUCUGUCAGACCAGCAGUUCUACCAGAGGCUCCAGAUCUUAAAGGAAGCACACCAGGAGAAGCUGAUGGAGACAAGCAAGCUCUUUCAGGGACAUCUGGAGCAAAGGAUACUGGAGGACUCCCUGCUCUCUGUGGAGACUGCAGGGAAUGUGAGGAAGACAACGUUAAAUAAGGACGUGGAGCAGUUCUUCUCGUCCAGUGGGAGACAGCACCUCAUAGCCAAUCCAAGCAAGUUGUCAGCUUCUAGGAAUGGAAGCCUAAGGAAAUCUUCCUCUCUGAGUGAGCUGAGCUCAAGAGAUAGCCAAGCUGACAGAGAAUCUCCUCCAUUUAAAGGGACACAGAGACCUGUGAGCAGUUCAUCAGCCUGGGCUUCAGGUACGACAGUCCCGCAGCCCUUCAACAUGACCCUCCGGGAAGCGCAAAAGAAAACUCAGCUUCCAAAAUCCAGAACGUCCCUGGAUCUGGAGAAACAGCUGGUGGAGAAGAGGGAGGCAGAGGAGGCAGAGGAGGCUGAGUGUCAGAAACAGUUCAGAGCAGUGCCCAUCCCAGCACACGUUUACCUGCCCCUGUUUGAUGAGAUCAAUGAGAGCAGGGAGAAGCAGAGGAGGCUCAACCUGGACAGGAGGAAGGAAAUCCUGCUCUCCAUUCAGAAGCCAUUCAGCUUUGCAGAGAGGGAAGAAAAAAAGAAGGAGCAAACAAGACAGAUGCUGAGAACAGCCCCCCCGAGCACGCUGAGCAGAAGCAUUAAACCCAAAGUGAAAAACAAAAUCCCCAAAUCAGUCCAGGAUCCAACAAUCAGUGACCAUUUAAAAGAGUAUGAACUGUACAGGAAGAUCAGGAUUCAGAUGAGGGCAACAGAUUUACUUAAAACAUCCUCAGCACCCAUUCAAGUACAGCCGCAGAAGAGGGAACUGGAUAAGAGCAGCGCUCUGAAAACUAAAAAGAAGACCCUGGGAUAUCUGGAUAAGGAACCCACGUUUCAGCCACGAACAAAUCCAGAGGUUCCCAACUUCGAGAGAUUAUACAGAGCAUUCCAGAAGGAGGCCAUGCGAAGGAAAGAACAGACAGAGUCGACUAAAUGUAAACCAUUCCAGCUUCGCACUUCCAAUUUGCCACCAAGACAGAGCAGAUCCACUGAGGAUGCACAGCAAGAGUCAAGUCCUGUGAUCAAGACACGCUUAAAGAGAAGCAAGUCCUUCAACGGGAUUCUCUCCCUUUCAACUGACACCCUCCCCACCUACAUCACAGACGCUGCAAGGAAACGUCAAGCUGCUAUCAGAAGCUCACUGGAACAGAAGGAUAACAAGGAACAAGAGAGUGCUAAAUGGAUGAAGCAGUACAGAUUGAAAUCGGAAGCAAUGAAUAAAGCAGUAACUACACGGGCGAAAGCAAUGGAUACACAUAGGAGUCUAAAGGAUGUGUACAAGGAAAAAUUAAAGCAACACAGGCAGACUGACCAGCACCGGAUGAGGGAGUAUAAGAAGGAGCUGGAGGAGAUGAAGAACAGGAUACAUGACAGGCCCUACCUGUUUGAACAGGUCACAAAGAGAAACGCAAAGACGGAGGCAGAGCGGCGGUACCGAGACACACUGAAGCAGGUGGGGCUGAAUGAAGACUUUGUGAGGAAUAAAGGGAGAAAUGCUGGGGGAACGCCACUGUGUGUAUCUGACGGUGAAGAAGACCAGAGCAGUGACAGCAAGACCCAAUACAGUAGGUCUGAGAGUGUGAUAAGUUCAGCGGAAAACCAAACAAAAGAAGAGCCAGAGAAAACCAAUGAGGAAGAAAUGAUAUAACUAUAAUUACAGCCACGAGCACUUUGUAUAUUUCUUUGUUUAUAUGCAGUAAUGUUUGUAUAUUACAAAUCUGCUAUUGUUUAUAGACAGUGUAUACAUACACUACAUUGAAUCGGUCUUAAUUUAAGAAAUGGAACCAUUCUGGACAAUGUGCAUGAAUUCUGAUUUAUGACAAAAGGUUUAAUUUGUUGUUCUGAUUAGUCCAAACAAAUUAAGGUUGACUUGACUUUUCUUUUUCAAAUAGGUGUGUGAGCUCCCUGAAAUAUUUAUAAUUUAAUAUUUUGUAUUAAGUGUUUGCAUCUGAAUUGAAACAAGUUUGUAUUAAUAAUGCUGCAUCAGUACUGUGAGUAAAUAAUUUGUUUUAAUGAGUACUGUUUUUGGCACAUGGCUUUAUGUCAAUUUAUAUUUUGCAAUAUGCCAUUCUUAGAAAAUAAAAGUUUCAUGCUUAUAAA
This is a messenger RNA of Acipenser ruthenus (sterlet), 2779 nucleotides long. Its product is annotated as protein FAM161B-like. The record is from RefSeq and is a predicted model, not a curated record. Lineage: Eukaryota; Metazoa; Chordata; Actinopteri; Acipenseriformes; Acipenseridae. Gene Ontology annotation, biological process: cilium organization. The transcript has 9 exons. Bases 300 to 2327 code for a protein of 675 amino acids. Gene Ontology annotation, cellular component: cilium.